Molecule: messenger RNA, 911 nt
Organism: Trametes versicolor FP-101664 SS1
Lineage: Eukaryota; Fungi; Basidiomycota; Agaricomycetes; Polyporales; Polyporaceae
Exons: 2
Coding region: 1-798 (265 amino acids)
Source: RefSeq, a predicted model, not a curated record
AUGCAGCCUUACCAGAGAUAUAAAGGUGGACGGACUGUCUCCACGGUGAUGGCAAAGACACAGGCUAUUCAGAUCCCCUCUGGCCCUUAUCUGCCACCCUCAAAGCCCGCGUCUCCAGAGUCUCCGCCACUUUCCAACGGACUGGAUACCGCGCGCGAGAUGUAUAUGGAGUUCUUCGAGAAGACGUACCCAAACAUACAGCCACGCGACGACUACGACUUGAUAACGCUCGGGUCGACUAGGCGAAAGGGAACGGCGGCGGAAAUUUACGCAUGGGCGGACGACCAGAUGCGAAUCGAUAUCAGGAUUUUAGGCUCUCGGGAGGCCGUCCUUGCGAAUUCGACAAAGGUGCUGGAUAUGGUCGUAGGUAUCACGGGGCGUAAGCCGCUUCCCGGCCGCGAUAUUGUGCAUACCCGUCCGGUCCCCGGAAGCAGGUACUCCAUCCGCCUAUGGCCAGGCAAUCCACGCGUCAACGAGUACUGUAUGGACUUCGUGGACACCGCGACAAAGGAGGCCGUCAAUUCUCCGUUCGAAUUCGAGCUCUGGGCCGUCCCCGACCCCGAGGCGCCAUGGCUAUUCAUGCCGUCCGGCCGUCUCAACUCCUUGGAGAGCAACUUCCACAUCCCGCAACACAAGAUCCCCACAGGGGAGGAGAAAUGGGUGCUCCGCGACGGACAGACCUGUGUACUCAAGCGUCCAGGCAAGAAGGACGUGUUGUUCCGGGUUCCCGUUCGUGAGAAACCCCAGGUAAUCAAUCCUGUCGACUAUGACGUUCUCGACUUUCCCCGCCAGGUGUAGAGGCUGUCCGACGUUGUCGCUGCAUAUCGUCCACCAUUCUGUUCGCCUUCUUCUCGUAUACCGCGUACUCUUGUACAACUACAUUAACAUGUAUGGACUAUCUAACUUCCUCA